AGCCUGCACCGCCCUACAUGGCCGCGGGACUCGUGUGUUUUGUUGGCAGAAGGUGCGGACGCAGAGCAGCAGAUCUGAUCAGCAGACUCUCUGGGCCUCCUGUCUUCCUGCUGAGGUGUGCUUCAGACUGCAGACCCUGAACCCGAGCCAGGAAGAGAGACGCGAGAGACGUUCCAGCAUGGAGGGGAGGCGGGGUCUUCUCCUCAGCCUCAUCAUGGCAGCGUGUUUGCACGCCAGUGCUGCUCAGAGGACAGUCUGCACUCAAGAGGCUGUAGCCGACAUCGUCUUCCUGGUCGACGGGUCGUGGAGCAUCGGCAUUGAGAACUUCGAGCAGAUCCGUCAGUUUCUGUUCACGCUGGUGAACAGCUUUGACGUCGGGCCUGAACACGUCCGCAUCGGGCUGGUCCAGUACAGCACCACUCCACGCACAGAGUUCCUGCUCAACACCUUUAACAACAAAAACGACAUCCUCCAGUACAUCACAAACUUGCCUUACAUGGGGGGCGGCACCCAGACGGGGCAAGGCUUGGACUUCAUGCUGAAUGAGCACUUUGUGGAGGCGGCUGGCAGCAGGGCUGGCCAGAAGGUGCCUCAGAUCGCUGUGGUGAUCACCGAUGGCAAAUCGCAAGACAACGUGGAGUCCUACGCCGAGAAUCUGAAGAGAAAGGGAAUUGUUUUGUAUGCAAUUGGUAUCAAAGACGCGGAUGAAGAGCAGCUGAAGGAGAUAGCGAAUGAGCCGGACAGCCAGCACGUCUACAGCGUGUCUAAUUUUGCAGCGCUGCAGGGAAUCUCUCAGAGCAUCGUCCAGACGCUUUGCACAACUGUAGAAGAAGCCAAACGACAACUCCAGCAAUUGUCUCAAGAAUGUGCCAAAGCCACGGUGGCUGACAUCGUCUUCCUGGUGGACGGCUCCUCCAGCAUCGGCGCAACGAGCUUUCAAGAGGUCCGGACUUUUCUCCACAACGUCAUCGAGGGCCUCGACAUUGGCCCCAACAAAGUUCGGAUCGGCGUGGCUCAGUACAGUGAUGACCCUCACCAGGAGUUCCUGCUGAAGGAUCACAAGGACAAGAAAUCCCUGCUGGCCGCGGUGGAUAACAUUCCCUACCGAACGGGAGGCACAGAAACCGGCAAGGGCAUCGACUUCCUCCUGACGCGGUACUUCACCAAAGAGGCGGGAAGCCGAGCCAGCCAGCGGGUGCCCCAGAUCGCUGUGGUCAUCACAGAUGGCGACUCUGCAGAUGAUGUGAUAGACCCCGCCCAGCGUCUGAGGCAGCACGGAGUCAUUGUGUUUGGCAUCGGGGUGGGACAAGCCAACCAGGAGCAGCUUCAGACCAUCGCCAACCAGCCUUCUGACCGCUUCCUGUCUGCCAUCGAUAGCUACCAGGCUCUGCAGAGGCUGACAGACAGUCUGCUGCAAACUGUAUGCGUCUCUGUGGAAGCUCAGAGGCAAGCGUUGAAAGAAACUUUUGCAGACAUUUUCUUCCUGGUGGACAGUGGUGUGACUGCAUCAGAUUUCCAGCAGAUCCGGACCCUCCUCAUCCGACUGGCCAAUCAACUGAACAUCGGAGCGUCCGCCUACCGUCUGGGCUUGGCCCAGUAUGGUCGGGAUAUGAAGGUGGAAUUUCUUCUCAAUACCUACCAAACCAAAGAGGAAACCAUGAAUGCUACUAAGCGUUUUCGCCAGCGCAAACUGUCGCCCAACGAGCCUCGUAACCUGGGCAGCGCGUUGGAGUACGCCAGCACUAACUUUUUCACUAGUGCUGCAGGAAGCCGGGCGGACCAAGGCUACAGACAGUACCUGGUUGUUCUAAGCGGAAAAGACUCAGAUGAUCCUGUGUACAGGGCGUCACGUCUGAUCAAAUCAUCAGGAGUAACUGUGGUGGGGAUGAGCUUUGGUGCUUCGAUGACGGAAAUGCGUGUCAUCGCCACUGAGCCGUACCUAUACAACACUGUUAUCAAUGCUAUAACUACUCUGAAGGCUAUUUUUGAAACAGAGGAAGAACAGACUACUCUUACGGAAGAUUGCAGAGCAGCCAAGCUGGCAGACAUCGUUUUCAUCGUUGAUGAGUCGGGAAGCAUUGGAACCACCAACUUCCAGCUGGUGCGCGCCUUCUUGCACUCGAUUGUGAGCGGCAUGGAAAUCAGUCCGGCCAGAGUCAGAGUGGGCAUCGUGAUGUACAGUGACAAGCCCACCGCACUGGUCCACCUCGACACCUUCAGUGACAAGGACGAGCUGCUGAAUUUCAUCAAAAUCCUGCCUUACCAUGGAGGCGGUACGAAAACUGGAGCCGCCCUAAAGUUCACCCGGAAGAAUGUUUUUAUCAAGGAAAAAGGGAGCAGAAUAGAUAAGGGUGUCCAGCAGGUGGCGGUGGUGAUCACAGACGGUGAAUCCCAGGACAACGUGAGCACAGCGGCAGCUAACCUCCGUCGGGCUGGUGUCACUGUUUACGCAGUCGGAGUCAAAGACGCCAAUGAGGCCGAGCUGGCUCAGAUAGCGUCUUAUCCCCCCAAUAAGCAUAUGUAUAUUGUGGACAGCUUCGCCAAGCUGAAAUCGCUGGAGCAGAUCAUGCAGAAAAGUCUGUGCCACAACAUUAUUCGGCAAGCGUUCUCAGUCAGUACAAGAAGAACUAGCAUCAAAGAAGGCUGCGUACAAACGGAUGAAGCUGAUAUUUUCUUCCUGAUUGAUCACUCGGGAAGCAUUUACCCCACUGACUUCCAGGACAUGAAGAAGUUCAUCAUUGAGUUUCUUCAUACCUUCCGUAUUGGGCCACAACAUGUCCGCAUGGGGGUCGCAAAAUACGCAGAUUCGCCAGACUUAGAGUUUGACCUGACAACCUACUCAGAUGCCGCGACACUGGAGAAAGCCGUAGAGAAGAUUGAACAAUUAGGAGGCGGGACGGAGACGGGAAGAGCGCUGGAAUUCAUGGUACCACACUUUAAAAGAGCAGUUGCCACUCGUGGCCACAAAGUCCCAGAAUACCUGGUGGUCAUCACUGACGGAAAAUCCAGUGAUAACGUCAUGGUACCUGCAGAAAAGCUCAGGGCUCAGGGAGUCAUCAUCUAUUCCAUCGGGGUGAAAGCUGCAGAUGAAGAUGAGCUGGUAGAGAUCUCCGGCGACCCUAAGAGGACUUUCUUUGUCAAUAAUUUUGAUGCUUUGAGGCCCAUCAAGGAUGACAUCAUCACAGACAUCUGUUCGCAAGACGCUUGCAAAGACGUACCGGGCGACCUCCUUUUCUUGAUCGACAGCUCUGGCAGCAUCUAUCCACAAGACUAUGAGAAAAUGAAAGACUUCAUGAAAGCUGUCAUCAGCAAGUCCGUCAUCAGGCAGGACGAGGUGCAUGUCGGUGUCAUGCAGUUCAGCACCGUCCAAGAACUGGGGUUCCCGCUCAACCGCUACUACACCCAGGAAGAAAUGAUGACCGCAAUCGACGCUAUGCAGCAGCUUGGUGGAGGCACGCUCACCGGUGAAGCACUCACAGAUGUGUCGCAGUAUUUCGAUGCAAACCGAGGCGGGCGCCCUGACCUGAGGCAGAGGCUGGUAGUGAUAACAGAUGGCGAGGCCCAAGACGUUGUCCUAGGCCCCGCCGAAGCUCUGAGGGACAAAGGAGUGUUGAUCUACGCCAUCGGAGUGGUGGACGCCAACACCACCCAGCUGCUGGAGAUCAGCGGUUCACCAGACAGGGUGUAUGUCGAGAGGGACUUUGAUGCUCUGAAGGACCUGGAGAGCCAGCUGGCCUUGGAGCUCUGUGAUCCAGAGAGAGAGUGCAAGAAGACAGAAAAGGCUGACAUUAUUUUCCUGGUGGAUGGCUCCACAAGCAUAACCCUGAGCAAGUUUAGAAGCAUGCAGAAGUUCAUGGAGUCCAUUGUAAACCAAACCACAGUUGGCAAGGACCUGACUCGCUUUGGCGUCAUUCUGUACUCCACCAACCCCAAAUCUAUUUUUACUCUGAAUCAGUAUGACACCAAACGAGAUGUUGCUCAAGCAAUAUCAGCACUGAAGUCCCCCUUUGGAGACACCUACACUGGCAAGGCUUUGGCAUACUCUUUACAGUUCUUUAACGCUCAACAUGGUGGCCGGGCGGAUCUCCAGGUGCCCCAGAUUCUCAUGGUGAUCACAGAUGGUGAUGCCACUGACCCUAACAAUCUGCUUGCACCAUCAAAGGCACUGGCAGCGAAAGGGAUCACCGUCUUCAGUAUCGGAGUGGAAGGCGCCAACAAGGCGCAGCUAGAGAUCAUGGCUGGUAACGACGAGUCCAGAGUUUUCUAUGUAGACAAUUUCGCCGCCCUGGAAACUCUGUACAAGAACAUAACUCAUGUCCUCUGCAAUACCACCAAGCCAGUUUGUGAAAAACAGAAGGCUGACCUGGUCUUCCUACUCGAUCAGUCUGGCAGCAUCGACAGCGCUGACUACACCAUCAUGAAACAGUUCACCACAGAUUUAGUGAACAGCUUCAAAGUCAGUCAGGAUUUAGUGCAUGUAGGACUUGCCCAGUUCAGCAGCAUUUUCCAGAAUGAGUUUUACCUCAAUCAGUUCUACAACGAGGAAGCCGUGACCAAGCACAUCAUGGAUAUGGUGCAGCUCGGUGGAGGCACCAAUAUCGGGCUGGCUCUGGAUUCCAUCAGCGAGUAUUUUGAGGCGUCGCGAGGAAGUCGUAGAUCUGCUGGGAUCUCCCAGAAUCUUGUGCUGAUCACAGAUGGUGAAUCGCAGGACGAAGUGGAGGAUGCAGCUGAUCGUCUCAGGGCUCUGGGGAUCGAGGUGUUUGCCAUCGGCAUUGGAGACGUCCACGAUCUGGAGCUCCUGCAGAUCACUGGCACCCCGGAGAGGCUGUUUACUGUGCAGAACUUCGGCAACUUGGAAAACAUCAAGCAAAAGGUGGUAGACACCAUCUGCAAAUCCAGACCCCCCGAAGAUCAAUCCACUUGCAGCAUUGAUAUCGCUAUGGGAUUCGAUAUAACUCGAAGAACUGUCGCUCCUGGUGAGAUGCUGGUCAGCGGCCACACCAAGCUCCAGACCUUCCUGCCAGAGAUCGCCCAUUACGUCUCCUCGGUUGAAGGCCUUUGCUGCGUCGGCCCCGCACCCAUCAAGACCAACAUCGCCUACCGAGUGGUGGGUCGUGAUGGACGCUCCCUGUACGACUUGAACUUUGAGGGCUACAGCGAAGACGUAGUGAGGAAGGUCAUGACCUUGAAUUUGGCAGAGCCGACCUACUUCAACACGGCCCUGCUGAAAUCCUUCGGGCAGAAGUUCAGCGCCGAGUCCAGGGCUGGCGUGAAGGUGCUGGUGAUCUUCUCAGACGGACUCGAUGAAGACGUGAUGAAGCUGGAGCAUGAGUCAGACCUGCUGCGACAGUCUGGGGUCAGCGCUCUGCUGACUGUGGCCCUGGAGGGAGCGCGGGACCCCGCCCAGCUGCAGAUGGUGGAGUUUGGCCGAGGGUUCGGCUACAAGCUUCCUCUCAGCAUCGGCAUGCAGAGUGUCGGCAGCACCGUCCUCAAACAGAUCGACUCUGUGUCGGAUAAGGAGUGCUGCAACGUCAUGUGCAAAUGUUCUGGACACGAAGGCGUCCGUGGCUCUCGGGGCCCCCCGGGGUCAAAGGGUGUGUCUGGACAGAAGGGCUACCCCGGAUUCCCUGGAGAUGAGGGCGUCGCUGGAGAGCGAGGGCGUCCUGGACCGAGUGGACCUCAGGGUCUCCAGGGUUGUUCUGGACUCAGGGGACUGAAGGGAAACCGAGGCCUCCGGGGAAACAGGGGUGAAAACGGAGAAGAAGGACUGGACGGAGUGAACGGAGAACAGGGAGUGACGGGAAAAGAUGGAACUCGAGGAGAGAGAGGACACCCGGGAAACCCAGGUAUCCCAGGCAUCAGAGGGGAGACGGGGCCGAAAGGACAGCGAGGACUGCGAGGAGAUCCGGGUGAAUCAGGUGCUGAUAACACCUCUCCAGGAGCCAAAGGAGAACCAGGGAACCCAGGUUUAGCGGGUGCACCUGGGCCAGACGGGCGGCCAGGUGAGAGCGGAAUCGUUGGAAACCCGGGUUCAAUCGGAAGGAAAGGGCCACUCGGCGAGAAGGGCGCACCUGGAGGGCCAGGAGAUCCAGGACUCCGAGGGAUCCCAGGUCCUUCAGGUCCACAGGGUCCCGGCGGGGUCAGAGGUCAACCUGGACCGAUAGGAAUCCCAGGCCUUCCUGGACCUCAGGGUGGACCAGGACAGCCUGGAGGUCCGGGAUCAGCCGGACGCCCUGGAUCUCUCGGACAGAAGGGCCAACCAGGAGACCCAGGUGAUAAAGGAACUCCAGGUUCACUGGGAGCCAGAGGAAUGCCGGGUCAGGACGGCAGAGACGGUUACGGACCUGCAGGACCUAAAGGUGUCAAGGGAGAUCCUGGUUUCCCCGGUUACCCCGGUCUAAAUGGAGAGGACGGCCUGCAGGGACCCAAAGGAUAUCCAGGACGUAAAGGGAACCGAGGCCGAGGGGGGAACUCGGGCAAUUCGGGAGAAUCGGGCGUGUCGGGAGACCCGGGACAUCCAGGACACAGAGGUCGCAGAGGUCCUCCUGGGGGCAGAGGCAUGACUGAGUGCCAGCUGGUCACCUACAUCAGAGACAACUGUGCGUGUUCCAUCGGUCGAUCAGCCUGCCCGGCCUACCCCACCGAGCUGGUGUUCGCUCUGGACAUGUCCGCCGAAGUGUCCCCCGCAGCCUUCGAGAGGCAGCGCGCCGCCCUCCUCUCCCUGCUGGAGGACAUCACCAUCGCCGAGAGCAACUGUCCGACGGGCGCUCGCGUCGCUGUGGUGGCUUACAACGCCUACACCAAGUACCUGAUCCGCUUCCAGGACUACCAGCGCAAGAACCAGCUGAUCGAAGCUGUGAAGAACAUCGCCCUGGAGAGGACGACCAACAGGCGUAAUCUGGGGGCCGCCAUGCGCUUUGUGGGUCAGAACCUCUUCAAACGUACACGUUCUGGCGUGUUGAUGAGGAAGGUGGCCGUCUUCUUUUCCAGCGGGCCUACACAGGAUGCUGAGGACAUUGUCACGGCCAUGAUGGAGUACCGCGGCCUCAACAUCGUCCCGGCAGUGAUCUCUCUGACCAACGCUCCUGCUAUUAGUCGAGCGAUGGAGACUGACGACUCGGGGAACGCCAUCUUCACAGUGCUGGGGAGGGACAUGGCCGCCGACCUGAGGAAGGUCAGGAACUGUGCGAUCUGUUACGACCCCUGCCAACGUUCAGAGCAGUGCGCCUUCAUCCAGGAUGUCCCGAGGCCUCAGGAGGUCGACGUGGACCUGGUCAUGGUGGUGGACGACUCCAGGGAGAUUAAGGCUGAUGAGUACGCCGGCGUCCAGCAGCUGCUGGGCUCUGUGGUGGAGCAGCUGGUCGUGAGCCCGCAGCCACGCAGGGCCGGCAACCAGGCCCGGGUGGCUGUAGUCCAGCAGAGCGGCAGCCGCACUCUGAAGCCGGAGUUUGGCCUGCUGGACUACCAGAACGCCAACGUGAUGAAGAAGCAGAUCAAGAACAUGCAGCAGCAGAGCGGCUCCCCUGCGCUGGGACAGACGCUGGAGUUCUGCCUGCAGGAGGUGCUGCUGAAGGCCACCACGCCCCGGAGGAGGAGGGCGAUGCUGACUGUGGUGGGCACCAAGACGGCUUACGAGGACCGGGCCAAGCUGCGCUACAUCUCCCAGAAGGCCAAGUGUGAGGGGGUGGCGCUGUUUGUGGUGACUAUCAGUGAUCGCUACAACCAGACGCAGGUGGAGGAGCUGGCCAGUCUGCCUGAACAGCAGCACCUGAUCCACGUCGGCAGACUGAAGGCCGACGAGCAGGGCUACGCCCAGCGCUUCUUCAGAGUCUUCCUCUCCGCCCUCAACAAGGGAAUGAACGCGUAUCCUCCUCCUUCUUUAACACGGACCUGUGAGCAGCUGACAGGACAAGAUGGAGGACAACAAACGUUUGUGAACGGUCAGGGGCCGGCUGUGCUUUGGGAGGUUGCAGAGGAGGAAGAGGAGAGGUUUGAGGAGCAGACAGGAGGACAGACUCAGACCGGCCAGCUGGACAUCAUCGACACGCUGUCCAGAGGAGACGGCCAAACAUUCGCCUCAGGAGUGAAACUCAACGCCCAGUGUCAGCUGGAGUCUGAUACUGGUAUCCCGUGUCACGACUAUGUCCAAGCGUGGUUCUUUGACACAGCCAUCGGUGCAUGCUCGCCCUUCUGGUACGGCGGUUGCGGCGGUAACGCCAACCGCUUUAAAACGGAAAAUGAAUGUUUCCGGACGUGUGGCCAUAAUCCAAACAUCCUGCCGAGGCCGGAGCUCGCCAGCUUUGUUUCCAAAGACACCUGUUUCCUCAGCCAGGACCAGGGCAGCUGCCAGAACUACACCAUGAUGUGGUUCUUCGACACCAAACAGAAUGAAUGUUCUCGGUUCUGGUACGGCGGCUGCGGCGGCAACGGCAACCGCUUCAAGACGGAAGAGGAGUGCGAGAACCUCUGUCUGACCGAGAGACGAUGAGGAAGGAUGUCGCCCGGAUUGGUUGGAAGAAAACAGCUCUGUACAGCAAACUUCUAUCAGCAACACCUCAGAAAACACGCAUCUUCGUCGCUUUAUUCACAGCUGAGGUUGUUCUGGAACAGUUCAACUGCUAACUAGUUUCUGGCUUAAACGCCUUCAGGGAAAGUUCCAACUGUUCCGAAACGCAGCAGCUGCUGAUUAAAGAGCUUUUGGGUCACGAGGAAGAGUCUGUUGUUUUGUUUCUGCUGGACGUUGAUUUAAAGCAACAUUUUGUAGCAUUAGUUUUUUGUAUGUGAUUUGGCGCCCUGACUGUUUCAGAGUGUAAUUUGCCGCUCUGUAGAUAAAGCCAGUUACGUGUCAAUACAUCAUCUACCAGUCCUCUUGGCAGGUGAGCCAAAAAGUUAAUUUCCACCCCUGGAUAUAUAUUUUUGCUGCUUCUUAUAGCUUGCUGAUGAGUCAUGUUGACGCCGUAAAGUAUUCCUCUGUUAUCGUGAUAAGUGACUCCAAUGUUUCAUAGCGCAGCGAGCCCUGAGCGGUAAUAACAGAGACGCCAUUCACAAACAGAGUACCAUCAAAAUGAUUGUAAAGCUUUGAGUUUAGAAUAAAAAUGACUACACAAUGUUGCUUUAAACAUGACGGACGCUAAUCAGAGACGAAGCUGUUUAACAUCACAUCAGCUGCAGUAAAGAUAGAUUUGACUCGCAUCCGACUGCUGAAAGACAAAAACAGGACUGAACCUGAAGCUUUCAGGUCAAUUUCAAAUGCAACUGCAAAACUUUGACAAUUUUCUUUUUCUGUGUGUGCUCAUUUCAGUUAGUUUUUUGAAGAUAUGAAACUUAUCUCGUGAUCAUCAGCUCCAGUAUUCACAAAUAACUGUUUGCAAUUCAGCCACUUUCUAGGUGAGUCCUGCUUCCAGACAUGCCCACAUCUUACUUUCAGAGUUUUGGUCUCAGCUGUGGAAGAGGGCAGCACUGGUAACUUUAGUAACUUUACAGCUGGAGUCAGAGAACCAGAAGCCUAAAAUUACAUCUUGGGAUGUCCUGGUGACAAAUCUAACGGACCCAAAGACUGAAAACGUGUACAGCGUGUUAGCGUUUCAUUUUUGUGAAGUGUAGGACUUUAGGCUCGACAAGGGACAGUAGCUGUUUGGAACACUCAAUCAUUCUGGCGUCGGGUUAGCGAGGUCGAUCUGACGUUCACACCCACGUUCAUAACAACUCCAAACUCAUUUGUCUGCAGCAGCGAUUGGGCAACCCGUCGUACGAACUAGUUACUGCCGAGCGAAACCGUCCCUGACUUCACCCCGCCUCUGCUUUUAUUGCCUGGUACUCUCGAUGCUUCCUGCCUCUUUCUACUGUGUACAAAUAAAAGCAAAUCACAAAUAUUAUCACAAGCAGGAACUUUUAACUCCCUUCAGGUCUAAUACUCUAAAAAACACUAGAGUCCCUGGCUGAGGGUUACGCUCUAACCCUGGACGUUUAAUAAAGCCUGAACCAUCAAAAAAUUGCCAGAAAAUUUGUUUUUUUUAUACCAAAUUUAAACAGAUUUGAAUAGCCUUUUGUAUGUACGAGUUUUGUUUUGUAUCAUAUUUGAUCCAUUCAGACUUUAUUGCAAUGUUUUGCCAACAUCAUUUUUUUCUAAAACAACAAAAAACAUGCAGGACACAACAUGUUUUAAGCCUUUUAUCAUCAUCAUCCCCUAACUGCUCCAUGUCAUUUGAAUUGCCACACAUAAUCAAUUAUGCCUUUAAUUACUUUACUUAAAUAAUUAAAAGACUAUAGCUCAAUGAAAUGCAUAAUGAAGGAUAUCCAAUAAAACUAUGAGUUACAGAUGUAUAAAUAAAUUACCUUAUAUACCUGCUGUGUCUAAUUUGAUACGACACAAUUUUACUAUAAAAUAAGUUGAGAAAUAUUAAGUAACUUAACAUCACUUCAAUCCAGUAAAAAAAAAAAAAACAAUUUAAAUGUUUUUCUCACCUUUACAAUUGGCAAAAGUUUCCUUGCAAAACCACCUGUAGGUCCCUGAUUGACAACCUCCAUUUUGGCGGUCUCAAACUGAAGGACCUAUGGUGGGCGACUGUCGGCCCCCUGGUGGUAUUAUCUGUGCGUUGAAGGUGUCUGAUUGUAUGCGUCAGGUUUUUUUUGUGGAAAUAUAUCACACUUAUGAUGUAGAGGUCUCUAAAACUCACGUAUCAUAUGAGAUACGCUUGGAGUUACAGGGUUAAAAACCGUCCUCACAACAAUAAAGUCUUAUUUCCCCUGACGGACCAAACCUUGAAAACGAGACCCAGAAUUUUUCCUUUAAUAAUCGUGUGAAGGAUCAAACUGAACUCGAGCUGCUGCUGUGAAACAAAGGCUGUGAGAGGACAGAUCUUUGUUCAGAGUAGUGUCUGGUCGGGUUAAUGUGUAGUUUCUUGUUUCUUGUUAGCGUCUGAUUUAUCUCACUAAUGUAAACACAUAGCUGGAGUGGCUGCAGAACGGCUCGGGUCCCAGUUUGAGCCUUAAAAGGUCUGAAAUGUGUCUUUGAGUUUCAGUCUGUGUCACCGUCUGUCUGUCUGGAUGUAGAGAUCACUGUCUGUGGUUCUUCAAACCGACCAAUGGUGCUUCAUGUAAAAAAAAAUAAUAAUAAUAAAUAAUAAAGAAUUUAAGAAAACC
Molecule: messenger RNA, 11142 nt
Organism: Micropterus salmoides (largemouth bass)
Lineage: Eukaryota; Metazoa; Chordata; Actinopteri; Centrarchiformes; Centrarchidae
Product: collagen alpha-6(VI) chain-like
Exons: 43
Coding region: 179-8488 (2769 amino acids)
Molecular function (GO): serine-type endopeptidase inhibitor activity
Source: RefSeq, a predicted model, not a curated record